Oldenlandia corymbosa var. corymbosa is the source of this 888-nucleotide messenger RNA. The record is from the annotation of a GenBank genome assembly. NCBI's taxonomy places the organism in Eukaryota, Viridiplantae, Streptophyta, Magnoliopsida, Gentianales, Rubiaceae.
AUGAGUCAACUGGCACCAUUGGCAAGCGUUUGUCCAGCAUCGGCGUGGCCAAUGAUGAGUCCAACCGGAGGGCUUACCGCGAACUUCUUUUCACCACCCCUGGUGCCCUUGACUGCCUCAGUGGAGUUAUCCUCUUCGAGGAAACUCUCAAACAAACGACUGCUGAUGGAUCUUGACGACCUCGCCAAGCGCUGUCAGGAUUAUUACAAGGACGGCUCCAGAUUCGCCAAGUGGUGUGCCGUGCUCAAGAUUGGAGCCAAUGAACCAUCCCAGCUCGCUAUCAAUGAGAAUGCUAAUGGAUUGGCCCGAUAUGCCAUCAUCUGCCAGCAGAAUGGUCUGGUGCCAAUUGUUGAGCCUGAGGUCCUUGUGGACGGGCCUCAUGACAUCGACAAGUGUGCUGAAGUGACCGAGCGCGUGCUUGCUGCGUGUUACAAGGCAUUGAACGAUCACCAUGUCCUUUUGGAGGGUACUCUGUUGAAGCCCAACAUGGUGACUCCUGGAUCCGAUGCUGCCCAGAAGGCUACUCCUGAAAAGAUUGCUGAGUACACGGUCCGGGCAUUGCAGCGCACUGUGCCUCCUGCUGUCCCUGCCGUGGUGUUCUUGUCUGGUGGCCAGAGCGAGGAGGAAGCUACAGUCAACCUCAAUGCUAUGAACAAGCUUGAGACCAAGAAGCCAUGGUCAUUGACUUUCUCCUUUGGACGUGCAUUGCAGCAGAGCACCCUCAAGGCUUGGGCUGGAAAGGAGGAGAAAAUCAAAAAGGCUCAGGAUGCAUUAUUUGCUAGGUGCAAAGCCAACUCUGAUGCCACUCGGGGAAAGUACGUCCAGGGUUCUACCUCAUUGACCCCGGAUGCUACCAAAAGCCUCCACAAGAAGGACUACACGUACUAA